This is a messenger RNA of Paramisgurnus dabryanus, 2119 nucleotides long. RefSeq names its product interleukin 1 receptor-like 2 (gene il1rl2). Gene Ontology annotation, biological process: signal transduction. Lineage: Eukaryota; Metazoa; Chordata; Actinopteri; Cypriniformes; Cobitidae. The record is from RefSeq and is a predicted model, not a curated record.
CUGAAGCAAAUGAAGUGAUGUUGAUUGAGUUAGAGAGUUUAUAGGUCGGUUAAUAAACCGCAGUGACGCGGAAGACGCUGGAAAUUCCGCGCAUACGCGUCAAAUCUGAAUGCCUUCAUAUCUCCAUUCACAUCAAAAGUUGCGGUUCUUCACGCAAGGAAUUCAAAUCAGUGUUGGCGAAACCUGUCUUACAGCUCCUGAAGAACGUCUGUAGACACAAUGCUGCAGAUCAAACAUCUAGAGAGAAGUUCCUCUUUUUACUCUCAAUGGAUUUUAUUGUCUGCCCUUCUGAUCGGAGGUAUUCAAAUGCACGUCAUACAUCUGAGGACAUAUGACAUUACUGUCGGUCUUGCGUUUAGACUUCAGUGUAACAUUCAAAAGCAGAACGUGAGUGUGACAUGGAGUGACAAUCUGAACCAAAGCUUGGAAAACAGCACUGGAAUUAAGAUUAGAGGAAAUGCAUUGUGGUUUUUACCUGCCGAGUCUUUUCACAGUGGAAAUUACAUCUGUCUCAGCAGAAAAGGAAAUGAAACCUGGGAAACGGUGUUUAACAUUUCUGUUGAAGACGAAUCAUGCCCUCGUAUGAACCGAGAGAAUGUGGCACAGAGUACACCUGAAGUGCCCUGUAUGCUUCAACACAUCUUUCACUUAGACUCACAAGCUCAAGUCACCUGGCUAAAGAACUGCAGGCCUAUAAAUAAAACCAUAACCAGUAAGAUCCUCCCCAUGAACAGAUCUCCAGAUGAUGUUGGACUCUACACCUGCUUUGUGAACUUUACCUUUGAAGGUCAAAAUUACUCCGCUGCCCAGACCACAGAAAUCUACAGCGUUCCUUCAGAUUUUGUGGUGACGCAGCCCAAAGUGAUCUACCCAAUACAAGAAACACGCACAGUCAUACUUGGUGAGAGUUGCAAUCUGACGUGUAAAGCUCUUAUUGGGAAGAACGGAAGAGAUGAAACGUUUAUGUAUUGGUUGCAUGACAUGCCAUCUCAGUCACCCACCCACGACUACAUUAUUGAGGAAAACAAUAUGGAGUACAUGAUGUGUAUUCUACACAUCCAAGAAAUCAAAGCCGAGCAUUUAAACACAAACUUCACCUGUUACAUCCAGCAUCCGGUGGGAAAAGAUUCUGGAACAGUGACACUUAUUCCAGCCAAUCAGAAUCAGCGUUAUUUUUGGAUAGUUCCUGGUCUGGUAUUUCUGCUCAUAUUGGCUGUAGUUGGGUUUUAUCUCUUUAAAGUGGACCUGGUGUUGGCGUAUAGAGAUUUGUGUUGUUUACCUGUGGCUUUACACGCUGAUGGAAAGUCGUACGAUGCGUAUGUGAGUUAUCUUCAUGGAAAUGAACUCAGCUUGUCUUCCACAAUGAGCUUUGCUUUGCAUUCCCUUCCUGCCGUCCUGGAGAAACGUUACGGUUAUAAACUCUUUAUCAGUGGACGAGAUGAACUUCCAGGUGAAGCUGUGCAUGAUGUCGUUGCUGACAGGAUGAAUCGAAGCCGAAGGCUCAUCAUCGUUUUGACCUCGCACAGCUUUGAGCCUCAAACACAGCAAGACAUAAAGCCGCUUUUAUUACACAGUGAGUCCACCAUGAAACCUGACCCCUCCAUGUCUCAAAUAUGGGGUACGUACGAGCAGCGGGUGGGUCUCUAUGAUGCUUUAGUGAAGGAGGGUCUGAAGGUCAUCCUGGUGCAGGUGGAGGACAAAGUGGACGAAUCUUCUCUUCCAGAAUCCUUACGAUACAUCAGCCGCACCAAAGGCAUCCUCAGGUGGAGACAGGACACCAGCGACAGCGCUAACAGAAAGUUCUGGAAACACCUGCGCUAUCGGAUGCCUCGGGGUCAGACGAAGAAAAGCAAACAGAUUACAGAGCUGCAAGAAGUUUUUUAAUGCGAUGUAUGUGAACGAAACUUUCACUGUGAACUUCAUGGUUAUCUUAUUCAGGUUAAUAUGUCACAGUUUGAGAAGAUUCUCUACUAGUUAAAGUCCCCCUGUGGUGAAAAUCAAGUUGUUGUUGUUGUUGUUUAUAGCCUACGUCAAUGUGGUGUUUUUAAUAUGCUUUAAGGCAAACCAUCUGCAAAUUCAACACCAAUGCAUUUAGUAUUUUCUCCAUAAAAUUGGAGUU